AUGUCCAAAGUGCUGAUUGUUACCACCGACUUUGUUGCCGGCAAAAAAAUUACCGCUACGCUGGGCGUGGCAAGGGGCAGCACCAUCAGGGCCAAGCACGUGGGCAAAGACAUUAUGGCCGGUUUGCGGACUCUGGUUGGCGGGGAGCUGAAAGAGUAUAGCGAGAUGUUGGUGGAGUCCCGGGCUCAGGCCCUGAGCCGGAUGGAAGCGCAGGCGCUGAAACUGGGUGCCAACGCGGUGGUGGGUGUGCGCUUUGUCACCUCUCAGGUGAUGUCCGGUGCUGCUGAGCUGCUUGCCUAUGGCACGGCGGUCACUCUGAGUGACGACAAUUAA
This is a messenger RNA of Nerophis lumbriciformis (worm pipefish), 333 nucleotides long. The record is from RefSeq and is a predicted model, not a curated record. Lineage: Eukaryota; Metazoa; Chordata; Actinopteri; Syngnathiformes; Syngnathidae.